Messenger RNA from Mollisia scopiformis, 1334 nucleotides. RefSeq lists its product as uncharacterized. The coding region runs from base 204 to 977 and encodes 257 amino acids. Lineage: Eukaryota; Fungi; Ascomycota; Leotiomycetes; Helotiales; Mollisiaceae. The transcript has a single exon. The record is from RefSeq and is a predicted model, not a curated record.
UGCACAACGAAACCUGGCAAUAUCGAAAGCUCAAGCACCUCGAAGAACUCUUUCACCCCAAUUAGCAGAGUCAUACCCUAGUCGCAGAAGCCAGCCAAUCCAACGACACUGAUCUUCCGACUCGUCACCUCCCGCAUCUCCUUCUCACCAAUCAAGCGCAACCUCUCAAAAACCUACCGCAAAGUGCAGCACCCUUAAAAGCCAUGGAGCCACCUUCCAAAAGACCACGAUACUACCCCUCAAAGAACAUGAUACGCCCCAUCAUGUCCGCCUCUCAACCUGCCUCUGCUAUUCCACGACCAGGAACUCCUCGUCCCAUCCUCCCUCCACCACGCACGAACUCGACUCCCCAUCCUACAACCAGCGGCAAGCAACUCCCCUCCACCACCUCCGCGUUUCACCGCCGCCGCACCCGCGCCAACGCCCAAGUCCUCGUGGACCUCUGCCCCAACCCCUACGUCCCCUGGGUUGACCCUUCCGGGCUCCACUUCUCGCCCAAACGCCGCGCGAUCCCCGUUCCACGCAGCAGUAUCGGCUAUCCUCCCGGGUUCCUGGGGCAGAACGACAGUGCGUGGGACAAAGAGCUUGAUUUGAAGUUGGGGGAGCCGGCGAUUCCGGUCAAGGAGGUUUAUCGGACGAGUUUUCUGGAGAGGAAUAAGGGGGGUGUGAGGAUGUUUUGGGGGAGGGACGAUUGGGAGGUUAAUGAGGGGUUGGUGUUGGCGGAGGAGGUCAGGGUUAGGGAGAAAAGGAGGAAGAAGAGGAGGGAGAGGGAGAGGAAGGGGGCGUUGAGUGCUGCGGGGCGGAAGAGGAAGAGGCUAAUGGCGGCAGUGAAGAGUGAGGAGGUCGAAGGCGAGGGUGAGGUCAAGAUUGAGGAGGAUAAGGAGGAUGUGGAGAGGAUGGAUAAGGGGGAUAUACCUGAGGAGAGAUGGACGGCGGGGACAUCGAUUGUUCUGGGCCUUUUGCGUAGUCCUAGGUGAUACCAAUUUCGAGACGAGCAAAACUUCUGUUUUCUCACAGCGAGCGUAAACCUCUUUGUUUGUUGUAGGAAGAAAAAUACUUCUACAAAUGUCUUCUGACCAGAAAUCACUUAUGAAUGUGAGAAGUUGUGCUUCGCCGAUCGUAUUUAAGGGGAGAUGAAGACUAUCCGGUAAACAGUAAUAAGUUCAUCUUCAGAAAUGUUCAUGAGACUUCGACUCAACUUCACUUGUGAAAGAGGAGCGAUGUGCUUUAUUGACACUCUCGCCGUCAGAAUCUUUCACAGAGCUUCAAGUCAACUUCAACUGUAACUCAGAAGUCAACACACUGAAGGUGACUGUUGCCUGCAACAAAAUGAC